GCCAGAGUGGGUAGAGGGUGUUUGAAACGGUGUUGUCUCUUUUUCUCCGUGUCUCCUCUGUUCUCUCUUUCUCUGGUUUCUCUCUCGAGACGGCGAAGUCUCUACACAUCGGUGGCUCUCUGGCUUCUCCCUCUCUCUGGGUAGCUCUCGUCGGAGACCUAACCGUCGGUCUCUCUCGUUUCUCUGGAUUCUCUCUCUCGACGGCGACUUCUCCUCUCUCUCGGUGUCUCUCUGAUUUCUCUGUAUCUCUCAGUCGGUGGCUCUCGACGGCGACAUCUCUCUCGGUGGCUCUCCUGGACGGCGACGGACCUCCCUCUCGGCGGCUCUCCUCGAAUCAAACGGUAAAUCGAUUGUUUUUGUGUUCAAUUUUGCAUGUCUUUAGAUUCUGCUUGUUGUUGUUCUGAUCAAGUUGCAUGUCUUUUGAUUGGUUUGUCCGUUUGAUUAUGUCUCUUGGUGGUUCUCUGCGACGGUGAGGGACAUCAAGCUCGGUGGCUCUCCUCCAAUGGAAAGAUGGAUGGAUCAAAAUGCUUUUGAUUUGUGUCUGAAACUCGAAUGAUCAAGAGAAGUAACCAAGUUCAUCGAACAAAGGAGAAGGAUUUUAUUCAGAUGGAUUCCAAUCCAUUUACGCAAACAUCAAACUUUGUUGGGCUACUUAAUAGCCAACAAAAUAUCUCCUUUGGUAACUAUGAAGAUAAUGUCGAUCUAUCUUCAUCUCAACUUCCUUCUCAAGGCACGGAUGAUGUUGGUGAGCGUCGGGAACGAAGGAAGUGGACUCCCACAGAUGAUGUUGUGCUGAUAGGCUCUUGGCUAAACACGAGCAAAGAUCCAGUGGUUGGAAACGAGCAAAGAUCAGGCACAUUCUGGAAGAGAAUUGCAGCCUACUUUGCAGAAAGUCCCAAGCUUGCUGGCUGCGAAAAGAGAGAGGCUUCUCACUGUAAGCAACGUUGGCACAGGAUCAACGACUUGGUCUGCAAGUUCUGUGGAUCGUACGAGGCGGCAACAAGGGAGAAAAGUAGCGGUUGCAAUGAGAAUGACGUCCUCAAAAGGGCUCAUGAAAUAUUCUAUAUUAACCAUAUGAAGAAAUUCACUUUAGAGCACGCUUGGAAGGAAUUGAGGAACGAUCAAAAGUGGUGUGAAGUUUCUACUGCUAAAAACGAUGGUAAGAAAAGAAAGUGUGAAGACAAUGAAGAUUCACCCAGCCUUCAAUCAACUGAAACCAAACGCCCCGCGGGUGUAAAGGCAGCAAAGGCCAGUGGGAAGAAGAGUGUGGAAAAGGAGCGUUCGCUUAAUGAGUUUCACAAUAUAUGGGACAUUAAACAGAAGGAUUUCGCACAGAAGGAAAGGUUGCACAAGCUGAGUCUACUUGACUCUCUUGUUGCAAGAAAAGAACCUCUAGCCGAGUAUGAAGAAACCCUCAAAAAGAAACUCAUCAGUGAUUUAAUGUUCAAUUAGGUAAGUGUCAAGUGGAGCGUUGGGAGUGGAAGUAUCACGGAUUCUCUGUUUCUUGUGGUCUUGUUGUCGUCAUGUACUUUUGGAGUCUUGUGUUCAUGUGGUCUUGGAGUCUUGUGUCACGGAGUUUUUUUCUUGUUUUGUUGUAGUACUUGUGUCACGAGUCUUGUUUUCUUGUUUUGUUGUAGUACUUGUGUCACGGAUUGUAGUUGUGCCAAGUUAUCUGAUAUCUAUAUAAAGUUAUGUUGUAGUUGUGUAACAAA
Molecule: messenger RNA, 1712 nt
Organism: Brassica napus (rape)
Lineage: Eukaryota; Viridiplantae; Streptophyta; Magnoliopsida; Brassicales; Brassicaceae
Product: glutathione S-transferase T3
Exons: 4
Coding region: 553-1452 (299 amino acids)
Source: RefSeq, a predicted model, not a curated record